Molecule: messenger RNA, 2186 nt
Organism: Hevea brasiliensis (rubber tree)
Lineage: Eukaryota; Viridiplantae; Streptophyta; Magnoliopsida; Malpighiales; Euphorbiaceae
Product: BTB/POZ domain-containing protein At2g04740
Exons: 5
Coding region: 137-1903 (588 amino acids)
Cellular component (GO): cytoplasm; ubiquitin ligase complex
Molecular function (GO): protein binding
Source: RefSeq, a predicted model, not a curated record
AUGAUUUUAGGUUAAAUGAUUUUGAAGGGAAAAAAAAAAAAAAAUCAUCCUCCAAUUUUCAAACCUAAAACCCCUCCAACGUUUUAGCUUUAAAUCCCAUUUCAACUUCCAAGUAGAAGAAAACUUUUACCCAAAAAUGUCGCCAACACCACAACGCCCUUCCGGAUGGACCCUCGACGCAGAACUGGACGAAAUCGACCUAGACCCCUCCGAUUUCACCUCCUCUCUCCCGCUUAAGAAAGUUCCGAACGGCGACGUAUUCGAGGCCUCCCGUGCCGGCGACGUCGACCGCCUUAGGUACUUGCUGGAAUCCGGCGUCAAUGUCAACGCCCGUGACCAGUGGGACUCCGUCGCAUUAUACUACGCUUGUUUGGCCGGCCACCUCGACGCUGCGCGGAUGUUGCUGGAGAGUGGAGCUAUAUGCUCCGAGCAUACUUUUGAUGGGGAUAGAUGUCACUAUGCUGCCUUGAAUUUAAAGGUCAGGAAGCUUUUGAAGGCUUUUGAGGCUAGACCACCGCCUUUGGGACCGUUGCAGGCGGCGCUACGAGAGACUUUCUUGGGUUGUGAGGCCAAUAAGGCCUAUUUGGAGCAGAUUGAGCUAGGUGGUUUUCACGUUUCAGGUGUUUCAUCCAGUGGGAUAUCCAAUUCCAACUGCUUCCGUCCAGAUGUGGUAUUUUUCGUUCAAGGUAGGCCUAUUGAAGCUCACAGAGUCAUAUUAAGUGCUCGGUCACCAUUUUUUAAGAGAAAGUUUGAAACUGAUUGGAGAGACCGAUGUGAAGUGAGAUUUGCAAGGGAAAAGUUGUCUUAUCCCGCGCUUUACAGCCUAAUUCACUUCUUCUAUUCUGACAGACUAGAGAUUGCAGUUGAUGACAUGGAAGAUCUUGUAAGAAUCUGCAAAGUGUGCAAAUGUGAAUCCUUGCAGAGAAUUCUUGAGAAAGAACUGAUUCAUCAAAAAUAUGCAGAGUACAAAGCACUGAGAGAUGUGGACAAUUCGCAGAAGAGGUUUAUCUUACAGGGCUCAUCACUUCCUGAGGAAGACCGUCUUCCUGCUGCCUUGCAUCAUAUCCUUCGUACUUCCCUGGCAAAAUCCACUUUGGGACAAAAUUUGGAUGGCAGUGUUGAUAGGUUAAUAUAUUCCAUUGGUGCAGUGCAGAUAAGUGAUUCUGUAAAUGAUCUUGCUGAUGUUUGUAUAAGAGUGGAUAAGAAGAUUUUUCGCUGCCAUCAAGUGCUUUUAGCAUCAAGGUCGGAGUACUUUAGAGCAAGAUUGUCCCGGAUGAAGGAUUUUUAUGAAGGGAAGGAUGGAUUGCCUGUUGAUUCUCUUCCAUGUCUUGAAGAACAUGAUUUGAGCAUGGAGACAUUGGAGAAAAUGCUGGAGUAUAUGUAUACUGAUAGUUUGAAGGAUAUUGACCCAGAUCAGGCAGAGGAAAUGUUUGAUGCUGCUUCGAGAUAUCUUUUGUUUUCUCUUAAGCGUGCUGUAGCUGAUGUACUUUUGCCACAUCUAGAAACGGUUUCACAUGCAGAACUGUGCCAUUGGCUUAUAUUGUCAGAUAUGUAUGGCGUCUUGAAAAUCCGAGAGUACUGUCUAGAUACAAUGGCUUGUAACUUUGAGACAUUUGCUGAUAAUCGAGAGUUCCGAGCAAUGCUUCUGACACUGCCUCCACCAUCUGGAGAUUCUUCACUUCGCACCACAGUCCCAAAUGCUCCAGGAGCAAUUCUAAAUACAGACCAAGGAAAUCUUCUGGAUGAUUUGCGAGAGAAAUGGCUUGAAGCUGAAGCUGCUGAGCUUGAUAAGAGAGAUGAGAGUGCAUUACUUUUUGACAAGCGCCUUGAGAUGCUGAUGCUUGUGGCUGAGAAAGAAAAAUCUAAUGAACCAACUGAUUAUAUGGAACACUGUUCUGGUUGAUUUUUGUAUUUGUUUUUCCUUAACCUCACACAAAUUAAGAUGGGAAUGUAAAAGGGGAAAAAAAAUGAAAAAGAAAGGAGAAUUGUUCAGACAUUUUUUUAAGUUGGAUCUAUAAAUAAAUGUUGUACGAGUUAUAUAAGUUUGUAACUAAAGACAGACCAGAAAAAGGCCAGGUGAGUUGAGUGUUUGUAAUUUUUGCUGCUCAAACACCUGUGGCUUUGGAUUUUUUUUUUUUUCAUUUCUUUUUAUUGAAAAAUGCAUUCUGUUACUAACAAAAGCCUCA